Ostreococcus lucimarinus CCE9901 is the source of this 2139-nucleotide messenger RNA. RefSeq lists its product with no specific name. Lineage: Eukaryota; Viridiplantae; Chlorophyta; Mamiellophyceae; Mamiellales; Bathycoccaceae. The transcript has a single exon. The record is from RefSeq and is a predicted model, not a curated record. The coding region runs from base 1 to 2139 and encodes 712 amino acids.
AUGACGCGCGUGGUGGCCGUCGGUGCAAUUCUCUUCUCCGUGACCCUGCUCUGUUCUCUCGUCGCGAGCGUGGGUGUAUGUUCCAACGACCUCACAGGUGCAUCCCUUCUCAAUGCUUUGAGCGAUAUGAGGAUAGGUACAGAUACCGACAUGAGUUUUGUAUUCUUUGCCGCACUCGUAGACGUCGGUCUGCAGUCGUAUUGCGGGAAUACGCUGCGAAAUUUGGGUAGUGCGUCUGCUCAGACUCUCAUUCUCGUUCCCGACAGUGCCUUUGAGAGGGCGUCGAUAGUCAUGGAUAAAGGAUUAGAAGAAAUAACAAGUGACAGAGUCCUCGUCUGUGAAAUUUUGGAGUCAUCCAUCGUGCAAGCAGCAUUGAACAGCCGCGAUGUUCGAGACGGAGACGAGCUCUCUACCGCGUCAAUGCGUAUGCCCAAGCUUCGCGUAGACGUCGUUCAAGACAUAAACGUUCGCAAAUUACGAAUUUUCACUGAUGUUGGAACAACUAUCGCUGAUUUAUUCGCGACAGAUGUCGCUCUGUGUCCUCGCUUGAGUGCCGUGUUCGCCUCAGAGCUCUUGAUACCAUUAGUCGAGUCAAACGCUUUUCCCAGUGUGUGGAAGAUAUCAAAAUCAUUACCAGAGCUUAGCACGAGUGCUGAAGCAUUUCGAAUCACUGAUUCGUUGCGCGUGAUAUUCGAAUCGAGCGAAUACGAUGGCUACGAUGGGACUGUGGGGAGGUCAAGUUUGCAGACAUGUGUCUUUGAUGGAACAAAUCAUGGAUUUCGCGCUUAUUUCUUACCAUCGAAUCGCGCCUGGAGACGGUUCUUUCGCAAAACUGAGCUCACAAAAUCUGCUCUUUUCUCAGAUUACUCCCUUCUUCUCAGUAUCCUGCUUUACACUGAAGGACAGCUAACGUCGACACAGCAAAGUAUUGACUUGAAGUCGUACUUGUCGACGAGCCUCGUCCCAGGACAAUUGCUACGCCCCGUCGGGGCGUCUACAAUUUUGAGUGCCUUUCCAGGACAAGUGGAGAUUCCAGCUUUGCGAGUGGACGUGGACAUAUCUAAGGUCAGUUCGCGAUACGUUAGAAUUUCUGGUGGGAGCACGAGCAGUCGCUUUGAUAACACCGCCGUCGUCGUCGCCGCAGAUAUUGUUUCAUGCACUGGCAUCGUCCAUAUCAUCGAUGAUGUGCUAGUUCCACCAAUGUUGACAGCAUUUCGUCAGCUCUCAUUGCGUAGCGAGCUGUCUAUGUUUACAGAUCUGUUACGAGCGCCCGCAAUGCAUGAGUUGAUGCUCGAACUCGAUACACCAUCCGAAACGAAUAUAUUUGCUGACAGCGUCGUUUUCGCGCCAACAAAUGUAGCGAUUCGACUAACUUUGAAUUACAUCGGUUGGACGUUCGAAGAUUUGUUCCAGAGGGACGCACUGUUGCGACAAUUUGUCACGUACCACGUCAUAAGUACUCGAAGCGCCGAAGGAGCCCCUGAAAGACUCAAAUUUCGUCUAGGACUCGGUCCCGAGGAACAGCAGUUUGCCACGCGCUUGGCAUAUCCAAUCUUAGCGAAGAGCUACGCUAACACGUUCCAAGGCACGCCCAUCGCUAAGACAGUGAAAGUACUCUCAACUCGCCGCGGCGUGAAAAAGUUCUUCACACCCCGCCAUGUGCUUCGAGGACGUUUAAACUCUGCACGGUUCAUCAAAAGUGACAUUCCAUCGACGAAUGGCGGUAUCGCUAUUAUCGAUGCGGCGCUCAUUCCACCGACGGCGGAAUUCGGAGUGACUCUUUACGAUAGAAUUCUUCGCACACCGACGCUGCGUGUUUUUCGUGAACUUACAAGCGUUCUCGGCCUCCAGCGCGAGUUUGACACGCAAGGUUUUGGAAACGGUGACUGUACCGUAUUUGCACCGACGGAUUCCGCAUGGGUUACCUUACUUGCCGAUCUCAUGACGACGCAGGAGGAAAUCGCAAACCGCGCCACAGCGAUGCUGUACGAUAUUAUCAUGCUCAUGCUCGCCCCUAGAACGGAAGAAUUUCAAGAGAUUGAACGCGAACUUUAUGACCCAUGGCUGUCAAAGGACGCACUGGAUGGUGACGAGCUCGUGACCGCGCUCUCGGGGUAUACGACGGUGAGAGUACUUUGA